This is a messenger RNA of Galendromus occidentalis (western predatory mite), 2190 nucleotides long. RefSeq names its product Acyl-CoA dehydrogenase very long chain (gene Acadvl). The record is from RefSeq and is a predicted model, not a curated record. The transcript has 12 exons. Bases 142 to 2007 code for a protein of 621 amino acids. NCBI's taxonomy places the organism in Eukaryota, Metazoa, Arthropoda, Arachnida, Mesostigmata, Phytoseiidae. Gene Ontology annotation, molecular function: flavin adenine dinucleotide binding; very-long-chain fatty acyl-CoA dehydrogenase activity; fatty-acyl-CoA binding.
GUCAGUCAGCUGCUUAACGGAACCACACGCAGAGAAUACGAGGAAGAGUCAUAAAGAGAGAGAGAGAGCGAAACAGAACGACAGUCGUAGUGCUUCUCCUCUGAUUCGGAUCGCGCUGCCAUCGAGGAACAAUCUGUAACAAUGAUCCGCAUAGCGGCAGUCUCCGUGGCAAGACGCCUGGCCCUCGCAGAGGCCAGGCUGCUGCACACGACCGCGAAUCUUGCGUGCGCAAAAGUCGAGCGUCGCGCGCCUGUGGAGAGCAACUCUUUCGUCAUGAACAUCUUCAAGGGAGACGCUAAUCUGACACAAGUAUUCCCAUACCCUGAUAAUCUCAGCGAGGAGCAGGUGGAAACCUUGGGGAUGCUCACCGAUACUUGCCAGAGUUUUUUGAAGGAGAAGAAUGAUCCCAUGCGGAAUGAUCGCGAGGGAAAAAUUUCUGAUGAGGUCAUGGAUCAUCUGCGUGAGAUGGGAGCUUUCGGUCUCCAGGUUCCAGAGCAAUACGGAGGCAUCCACACCAACAACCAGCAAUAUGGAAGGUUAUGUGAGACCCUCGGCUACACGGACCUUUCGUUGUCCGUCACACUCGGAGCACAUCAAUCGAUCGGUUUCAAAGCCCUCCUACUAUAUGGAAACGAUGAGCAGAAGGCCAAGUAUCUGCCCGACUUGGCGAGCGGAAAAACUAUUGCCGCCUACUGCCUGACGGAGCCGGGAAGUGGCUCCGACGCCAUGAGCAUUUCUUCCAGGGCUGUCCUCAGUCCUGACAAGAAACAUUACAUUCUCAACGGGGAGAAGAUCUGGAUUUCGAACGGCCAAACGGCGGAAAUCUUCAGCGUAUUCGCCAAGACACCGAUUGAGAAAGAUGGUCAGACUCAAGAUCGCAUCACCUGUUUCUUGGUGGAGCGCUCCAUGGGAGUUCAGAAUGGUCCACCUGAGAAGAAGAUGGGGAUUAAGGGCUCGAACACGACGACCCUUCGCUUCGAGAACGUCAAAAUUCCGGUGGAAAAUGUCAUUGGGAAGCCGGGAGAAGGUUUCAAGAUUGCCGUCCAAGUGCUGAACAAUGGUCGGUUCGGGUUGGGAAGUGCCAUGUGCGGGACUAUGAGGUAUUGCAUCGAAAAGUCAACCGAACAUGCCACUCAACGGAAACAAUUCGGAAACACCUUAGCGUCUUACGAGAACAUCCAAGAGAAACUCGCGAGAAUGCAAAUGCUGCACUACAUAACUGAGUCUGUGGCAUACGCGCUUUCGGGUAACAUGGAUCGUGGCUACGUCGACUAUCAUCUGGAGGCUGCGGUUUCCAAAGUUCUCGGUUCCGAGGCUGCUUGGUGGGUCUGUGAUGAAGCGAUCCAGAUCCACGGUGGUAUGGGUUUCAUGCAGGAGGUUCACCUCGAGAGAGUUCUCAGGGAUCUCCGGAUUUUCCGCAUUUUCGAAGGAGCAAACGACAUCCUGCGUCUUUUCAUCGCGCUUCAAGGGCUCCAAUUCGCCGGCGGCCAUCUGAAAGAGCUCCAGCGAGCGAUGGCGAACCCGACCGCAAAUCUCGGUUUGAUCUUCGCGGAGGGCUCCAAACGCGUGAAGCGUGCUGUGGGCAUCUCCUCUCCGCCGACUUUGGAUGCUUACGUGCCGGCACGUUUGCAGAUGCCUGCCGCUCUUCUGGCACGAUCCAUUGAGCAGUUCGGAGCGAGCUGCGAGUCGCUGCUCAUCAAAUACGGGAAGAACAUAAUUGGCGAACAAUUCCUUCUGAUUCGGUUGGCGAACUCCGUCAUCGAUAUCCACUCAAUGAUGUGCGUCCUCGCUCGAUGCACCCGUACCCUACAGAAGAAUCUUCCCACCGCUGAACAGGAAGCUGUUCUGGUUGAUUUGAUAUGUUCUGAGGCCUCAGAGCGGGUCGCCCGGAACUUGGGACAACUCAGGUCCGCCGAAAAAUUGGCCAACUAUAAACGAAUGCAGAAGACCGCUCAGGCCAUGUGCCAGACGGGAGGCGUAUGCACGCAGAACCCUCUGGGAGUCUGAAACCCUACCGAGCUUUAUAUACAAAGAUGAUUAGCCCGAAUGCACACGUUGUCGACGGAUCCAACUUUUACCAGGACGUCAACCUACAUUCGUUUUAUACUUUUUCCUCAGUCCAAACUGUAUGUACAGUCGAUCGCUGCUCAACAUGACUUUUGGAAAUGUGAUGCUUCAGUCAGCGACUCU